UUUUGAAAAGGAAAUAGAAUACUUUGUUGGAGAAAGCAGGAUGAUGAAACAUUGGUCGCUUUUAUUCGUAAAGCUGUAUAACCUAGAGAACAGAGACUAAUGUGCCUCAGGCUAAAUGGAAGAAGAAGGAUGCUAUCAUGAGACUGUGUGCUGUCCAUAUUCCUGGAAUGGAUCGUGGAGAGAUGGACUUAUAUGAGGAUUAUAAAUCACCCUUUGAUUUUGAUUCGGGAAUGAACAAAAACUAUCUCUACUUGUCUCCUAGUGUAAAUACAUCUCCACCUGGAUCACCUACGCUACAGACAUUCGGUGUACUGAAAACGGAUCAAGUAUCUGAAGAAGGGGAUGAUGCUGUUGCUACCAUCAGUGCUACAGAGACCUUAUCAGAGGAAGAACAGGAAGAACUAAGAAAGGAACUUGCAAAGGUAGAAGAGGAAAUACAGACCUUAUCUCAAGUGUUAGCAGCCAAGGAGAAGCAUCUAGCUGAGAUCAAGAGGAAACUUGGAAUCAAUUCAUUACAAGAACUAAGGCAGAACAUUGCCAAAGGCUGGCAAGAUAUGACAGCCACAUCUGCAUAUAAGAAGACUUCAGAAACUUUGUCUCAGGCUGGACAGAAGGCCUCAGCUGCUUUUUCUUCUGUUGGGUCUGUCAUCACCAAAAAGCUUGAAGAUGUAAAAUUGCAGGCCUUUUCACAUUCCUUUAGUAUUCGCUCCAUUCAACAUUCAAUUAGCAUGCCUGCUAUGAGAAACUCACCUACUUUCAAAUCAUUUGAAGAAAAAGUUGAGAACUUAAAGUCUAAAGUUGGGGGAAAUAAGGCUGCUGGAGGUGACUUUGGAGAAGUCUUGAAUUCCACUGCUAAUGCCAGUGCCACAGAAUCUCUGACAGAACAGACACAGGAGACCCAGUGAGAUUGUUGCCUUUGGUUCUGCUACCCACUGCCAGAUGCUGCAAGCAAGACCUAAGUACAUUGAUAGAAUGGCCUUGGCUAUUUCCACCAAAUGUGUUUUUGUUUAGCUUUAUGUAUUCAUUGGAAAAAAAAAAGUUUGUGGGGUUAACUAUUUUCAAAUUAAAAUGUAGUGGAUGGAUUUAACCUUUGUCGGUUUUUUCCCCCCUCUGCGAUCUUCCCUUCUUAGGGAAGCACUAUUUAAAGAGCAAACAAAUUACAUUUUAGGAUGUUUAAGAUUAGCAUUAUGAAAAAUGACUAUUUUUUCUGGAAAACUCAGUUGAAUGAUCUGAGAAAUUAUAAUUAUAUAUUUUCUCUCCCAGCUAAUGAUUCCUAUGGUACGCUGAUUUAUUUUAUUUCUAAAAGAUUUAUGUUUCCUUUGUAUUUGUAUUUAUUUUGUUGCCAAACUUGAAUGUCAUCCUUUCCACUCUUUCAAGUAAUUCCUAAUUAUUAGAUGCUUUGGUGUACUUAUUUUUUUUUUUUCCCCUUUCUGAUAAGGUCUGCCAAUAAAAAAAAAAACAAAAAACAAAAAACUCCAAAUGAACUUAUUUUGAAUACUGUAUGUGAUCGAAUUUCCUUAGGCAUUGUGUGCAACUAUGCUGAAUCAUAUAAAUAAGUCAAAUAGUCAUGUAAUAUUGAUUUUGUAAUUUGUAAUAAGGUUAUAAAAUCCUAGGUGAUCUGAAUGUGGGUAGUUAUCUAUAUUUCUAGUUUCCUUUGUACAGAUUUAUUAUCCUUAGUGAAAGAACAAUAAUUUUUUUGUAUUGGUAAUUAUACCACUUUCCCAAACGCCUAUUUCACACUAGAUUAAAAAAUAAUUGGAAGGAAUAAUUGGAAUUGGCAUAUAGCAGUUGGUAUAUUUCAAAUUUAUAUUCAUAAAAUAAUUGGAAGGAAUAAUUGGAAUUGGCAUAUAGCAGUUGGUAUAUUUCAAAUUUAUAUUCAUUUGAUCCAGAAUAUUGUUUUAACACCUUUUGAAUUCAUAACACUAAUUAUAUUUGAAUGUCAAACUCAAAAAUAUGUGAUUCUUAGAUGUAGGUGGUUAAAAAUGUUAGAGAAACUUUACUGACUUCAUUUAUUUCCUUCAUUUUGCACCAUUUAAAAUAAAAUGUAAAGCACAAACAAAGAUGCACAAUAGUUGCAGCAUGGAUUUUUAUACCUAUUACUUUUUGAUGAUUCUUUUGAGGAUACAAUGGAUUAAUUCAACUCACCACCUCCACUUAAAUAAUUUUUAGUGCUAGCAUCUUCAAUUGAUUUUGUAACUAUUGCCUCUAACUUCACUUUGAACUGAGUGGUGGGAUUAUUUUGAAGCCUUCUGAUUAUCCAUAAAAAGGCUAAUAAUGUUAAUUCUAAUAACCAUUUGUUAAUCAUUUUCAAUCCCUUGUGUUCUGUGAGUUUAUGGCAUAUAGUAUUGGUGUUGUUAUCUAAUUUGUAAUUGUUUUUGUUGUUGAUGCAAAUAUUCAUUUGGAGGCAUGACUUGAUUUAUUGAAGGAUAAAUUCUCUUAUCAAAACCAAAUUUUAAAACUGCCACAAGUGUUGUUUUAAAUAAUAUGCUGCAUCCUAAUAGCUUUGUUAGCACUUUAGAUAUAAUUGAUAAAUGCUCUAUUACAUGUGAAAUGCUUAAUAAAUGCUCUAUCUCAGCA
This is a messenger RNA of Antechinus flavipes (yellow-footed antechinus), 2577 nucleotides long. It is a transcript of the gene TPD52, whose product is annotated as tumor protein D52. Lineage: Eukaryota; Metazoa; Chordata; Mammalia; Dasyuromorphia; Dasyuridae. Bases 138 to 905 code for a protein of 255 amino acids. Gene Ontology annotation, cellular component: cytoplasm. Gene Ontology annotation, biological process: B cell differentiation. The transcript is spliced from 8 exons. The record is from RefSeq and is a predicted model, not a curated record.